AUGGUUCAAGGUCUGAUGAAACUAAGCUGCCAUGCAAGAACCCUGGAUUCAGGUGCCACCUUAAGCCCCAUUUGUACAGCUGGAAGCAUAACAUUCAGAGGCUCAUUACCAAGGGACUUGCCUAACAGUGUGAUUUUGAAAGGCCCAUCCCCUGGGUCACAUUUUUCAGAAGGUGACCACAAGAUCCAAUACACUGUGUAUGACAGAGCAGAAAACAAAGGCACUUGCAAAUUUCUUGUUAAAGUCAGAGUGAGGCGCUGUGGUAAACUGAAUGCCCCAGAAAAUGGCUACAUCAAAUGUACAGGUGAUGGAGAUAACUAUGGUGUCACCUGUGAGUUUUCCUGCAUUGGUGGAUAUGAGCUGCAGGGAAGCCCAGCCAGAGUGUGCCAGUACAAUUUAGGCUGGUCAGGAACGGAGCCAACCUGUACACCUAUGAAUAUUAAUGUUGCUGUGAGAACUGCAGCGGCCCUCUUGGAUCAGUUUUAUGAGAAACGGAGACUACUAAUUGUAUCAACUCCUACUGCAGCCAAUUUUUUCUACAGGUUGCAAUUGGGAAUGCUGCAGCCAGAGCAAUGUGGUUUAGACCUCCGACAUGUUACAGUGAUCGAAUUGGUUGGUGUUUUUCCAGCACAGAUAGGAAGAAUAGGAGUGAAGUUGCUGCCUCCAGCACUUGCUUUGCAACUCAGGUUGUUGCUGCGCAUCCCCCAUUAUAACUUCAGUGUGGUGGUGAUGGACAAGCACGGCAUGGACAAAGAGCGUUACUCUUUCCCACCUACACCGGCGCAGCUCUUUGCGCUCAUUGACACCUUCCCCUUGAGAAAAGAAGAGAUGAAAUUGCAAGCAGAAACUGGCCAGUCAUGUACCUGAUUCAGAAUCAUGGCGUUUCCUCUGGUAGUGAAUUGUAUGAUCAUCCCUAAUCUCCCCCGGGGUGCUACACCACGCAUGGCUUUUUAAAAUCACUGAUGUACAGAUUUUGUGUGUGUAUUUUUAAGUCUAUUUUAUUGUGUAGCUUCUCUGCAUAGGACAGAUGCAUGAUGCUUUUUUGAACUUUCAGCCAUCUUUAGAGAAAUUUGUACUUCGUACUACUCCCCUCUGGAAACCCUUGUACAGC
This is a messenger RNA of Terrapene triunguis (Three-toed box turtle), 1111 nucleotides long. Its product is annotated as sushi-repeat-containing protein SRPX-like. Bases 1 to 867 code for a protein of 288 amino acids. The record is from RefSeq and is a predicted model, not a curated record. The transcript is spliced from 6 exons. Lineage: Eukaryota; Metazoa; Chordata; Testudines; Emydidae.